Messenger RNA from Patella vulgata (common limpet), 1127 nucleotides. RefSeq names its product oligodendrocyte transcription factor 3-like. The transcript has a single exon. The record is from RefSeq and is a predicted model, not a curated record. NCBI's taxonomy places the organism in Eukaryota, Metazoa, Mollusca, Gastropoda, Patellidae. Bases 125 to 865 code for a protein of 246 amino acids. Gene Ontology annotation, molecular function: protein dimerization activity.
UACAAUAUUGAAGAGCAAAUGUUUUAGAAGCCAGUAGUGAGCCAUAGCUUUGCUUCAGUUAAAUGACAGUUAACCUCACUUUUGACAGUUGUUCCAAGACAAAGAUUCCACAGUUUCCCAGAUAAUGGAUACCAGUAAAAGUAAUUCGGAUCAAGAUUGUUUCAGUGACGGAGAGAGAACUAUUAAAGUUGAUGGAACCGAUUCUGAUUGUAGUUCCAGAGGGAGAUCAUCUCCUGCGAAACGAAAAUGUCUUUCUAAAAGAAGAGCUACGGGAGAAGAAAGUCUAAGUGAGGAAGAUUUACAACUUUUGCGAUUGAAAGUGAACGGUCGCGAACGAAGAAGAAUGCAUGAUUUAAACACGGCUUUAGACGGACUCAGGGAAGUGAUGCCUUAUGCUAAUGGACCUUCAGUGAGAAAACUUUCAAAAAUUGCCACUUUACUGUUAGCGAAGAACUAUAUUCUAAUGUUGAGUAGUUCGUUAGAGGAAAUGAAAAAGCUUGUUAGUGAUGUGUACGCUCAUCAUCCAACACGUGCGAACACUCCAGUGACACACGUUCAACAUCAUCCACAUGCUCAAUUACCAGUGGUCGCUGGGUUACCGACGUUGUCUCAUGCCAUCACCAGUGCUAAUGGACUAACUCCUCAUGAUAUAUCUGCUAUGUCUCCUGUUUCCUCCAAGGACUCACCAACAACCUCACCAUCUCCCGUACAUUAUGACAGAAACCACAUGUUAACUAGAUGGCCUGCACCAUGUGCCUGCAGUCAGUGCAACGGUUCAACAAUACGACCUACCUAUGCACCUCAUUAUCCACACAAAUUUCCUCAUCUACAUCCGAUGCCAAGUCAUGCCUUAAUACGAAAAUGAACUGUUUUUCCAUCUGUUAAUGUUCAAGAGUGGUAAAAGACUCUCUAAUAACUCUAUGUGAAUUGUUACAGUCCCCGUUGAUUUUUCAAUUGUUCACAAACUAAAAACGAAUAUAACUUUGUUUAUUAAAGUGACUAUUAAUGUGUGGAAUAAGAACACAAACUAUUUAUAAUUUUUUUAACUGGAUAAAGUGAAAGAGGUAGCUAGAAUUGUUUGCUAUUAUUGUUAAUUAUCUGGAGAAAAAAAAAAUCCAAACAAAUAU